Messenger RNA from Symphalangus syndactylus (siamang), 3934 nucleotides. It is a transcript of the gene DDX11, whose product is annotated as DEAD/H-box helicase 11. NCBI's taxonomy places the organism in Eukaryota, Metazoa, Chordata, Mammalia, Primates, Hylobatidae. Gene Ontology annotation, cellular component: nucleus. Gene Ontology annotation, molecular function: DNA helicase activity; ATP binding; DNA binding. The record is from RefSeq and is a predicted model, not a curated record. Gene Ontology annotation, biological process: nucleobase-containing compound metabolic process; establishment of sister chromatid cohesion.
AGAGUGCGCAUGCGCAGCGGCGGGGGUGGUUCUCCGGCAGCCUUUCACUGAGGGGAGCCGCCAGUUUCAAAUUCAGCGGCGUUUACCCAGAUUCCCGGGGCCUGGCUUUCAGCGUAGCAAUUCUGCCGGCGAAGAAGGUGAGCGCAGUGCUGCGUGGCAGCAGAGCUAAAGACGAGGAGCAGUGGGACGAGGAAGGGCAGACUCUGGUGAAAUCGCAAACUGGGCGUCUGUUCUGGCGCGGGACCCCUGUAUGCAAAGGUCCAUGGCUAAUGAAACACAGAAGGUUGGUGCCAUCCAUUUUCCUUUUCCCUUCACGCCCUAUGCCAUCCAGGAAGACUUCAUGGCAGAGCUGUACCGGGUUUUGGAGGCUGGCAAGAUUGGGAUAUUUGAGAGUCCAACUGGCACUGGGAAGUCCUUAAGUCUUAUUUGUGGGGCCCUCUCCUGGCUCCGUGACUUUGAACAGAAGAAGCGUGAAGAAGAGGCAAGACUCCUUGAAACUGGAACUGGUCCCUUACAUGAUGAGAAAGAUGAAUCCCUGUGUCUGUCUUCUUCCUGCGAAGGGGCUGCAGGCACCCCGAGGCCUGCUGGAGAACCGGCCUGGGUUACUCAGUUUGUGCAGAAGAAAGAAGAGAGGGACCUGGUGGACCGACUAAAGGCGGAGCAGGCCAGGAGGAAGCAGCGAGAAGAACGCCUGCAGCAGCUGCAGCACAGGGUGCAGCUCAAGUAUGCAGCCAAGCGCCUGAGGCAGGAAGAAGAGGAAAUGGAGAAUCUCCUCCGUCUCAGCAGGGAGAUGCUAGAGACAGGCCUGGGGGCUGAGCGGCCGGAGCAGCUGGAGUCUGGGGAGGAGGAGCUGGUCCUUGCCGAAUACGAGAGUGAUGAAGAGAAAAAGGCGGCGAGCGGAGUGGAUGAGGAUGAGGAUGACCUGGAGGAAGAACACGUAACUAAGAUUUAUUACUGUAGUCGGACACACUCCCAGCUGGCCCAGUUCGUGCAUGAGGUGAAGAAGAGCCCCUUUGGCAAGGAUGUUCGGCUGGUCUCCCUCGGCUCCCGGCAGAACCUUUGUGUAAAUGAAGACGUGAAAAGCCUAGGUUCUGUGCAGCUGAUCAACGACCGCUGCGUGGACAUGCAGAGAAGCAGGCACGAGAAGAAGAAAGUUGCUGAGGAGGAGAAGCCAAAGAGAAGGAGGCAGGAGAAGCAGGCAGCCUGCCCCUUCUACAACCACGAGCAGAUGGGCCUCCUCCGGGACGAGGCCCUGGCAGACGUGAAGGACAUUGAGCAGCUGCUGGCCCUUGGGAAGGAGGCCCGGGCCUGUCCCUAUUACGGGAGCCGCCUUGCCAUUCCUGCAGCCCAGCUGGUGGUCCUGCCCUAUCAGAUGCUGCUGCAUGCGGCCACUCGGCAGGCUGCGGGCAUCCGGCUGCAGGACCAGGUGGUGAUCAUCGACGAGGCACACAACCUGAUCGACACCAUCACGGGCAUGCACAGUGUGGAGGUCAGCGGCUCCCAGCUCUGCCAGGCCCAUUCCCAGCUGCUGCAGUACAUGGAGCGAUACGGGAAGCGUUUGAAGGCCAAGAACCUGAUGUACCUGAAGCAGAUCCUGUAUUUGCUGGAGAAAUUCGUGGCUGUGCUAGGGGGGAACAUUAAGCAAAAUCCCAAUACACAGAGCCUGUCACAGACAGGGACGGAGCUGAAGACCAUCAACGACUUUCUCUUCCAGAGCCAGAUCGACAACAUCAACCUGUUCAAGGUGCAGCGAUACUGUGAGAAGAGCAUGAUCAGCAGAAAGCUCUUUGGAUUCACAGAACGGUACGGAGCAGUGUUGUCAUCCCGAGAGCAGCCCAAACUGGCUGGGUUUCAGCAAUUCCUGCAGAGCCUGCAGCCCAGGAUGACUGAAGCUCUUGCAGCCCCUGCAGACGAGAGUCAGGCCAGUGCCCCGCGACCAGCUUCCCCACUGAUGCACAUCGAAGGCUUCCUGGCAGCUCUCACUACGGCCAACCAGGACGGCAGGGUCAUCCUGAGCCGCCAAGGCAGCCUCAGUCAGAGCACCCUGAAGUUUUUGCUCCUGAAUCCAGCUGUGCACUUUGCCCAAGUGGUGAAGGAAUGCCGGGCAGUGGUCAUUGCAGGGGGGACCAUGCAGCCGGUGUCUGACUUCCGGCAGCAGCUGCUGGCCUGUGCUGGGGUGGAAGCUGAGCGUGUGGUGGAGUUUUCCUGUGGUCACGUGAUCCCUCCAGACAACAUCCUGCCCCUUGUCAUCUGCAGCGGGAUCUCUAACCAGCCGCUGGAAUUCACGUUCCAGAAAAGAGAGCUGCCUCAGAUGAUGGACGAGGCGGGUCGCAUCCUCUGUAACCUGUGCGGUGUGGUUCCUGGAGGGGUGGUCUGUUUCUUCCCCUCCUACGAGUACCUGCGCCAGGUCCAUGCCCACUGGGAGAAGGGUGGCCUGCUGGAUCGACUGGCUACCAGGAAGAAGAUAUUCCAGGAACCUAAGAGCGCACACCAGGUGGAGCAGGUGCUGCUGGCGUAUUCCAGGUGCAUCCAGGGCUGUAGCCAGGAGAGAGGCCGGGUGACAGGGGCCCUGCUCCUCUCUGUGGUUGGAGGAAAGAUGAGUGAAGGGAUCAACUUCUCUGACAACCUAGGCCGGUGUGUGGUGAUGGUGGGCAUGCCCUUCCCCAACAUCAGGUCUCCAGAGCUGCAGGAGAAGAUGGCCUACUUGGAUCAAACCCUCCCCAGAGCCCCAGGCCAGGCACCCCCAGGGAAGGCUCUGGUGGAGAACCUGUGCAUGAAGGCCGUCAACCAGUCCAUAGGCAGGGCCAUCAGACACCAGAAGGAUUUUGCCAGCAUAGUGCUCCUGGACCAGCGGUAUGCCCGGCCCCCUGUCCUGGCCAAGCUGCCGGCCUGGAUCCGAGCCCGUGUGGACGUCAAAUCUACCUUUGGCCCUGCCAUUGCUGCUGUGCAGAAGUUUCACCAGGAGAAGUCGGCCUCUUCCUGAUGGGCAACCACACCACUGCCUGGCGCCGUGCGCUUCCUUUGUCCUGCCUGCUGGAGACAGUGUUUGUCGUGGGCCUGGUCUGCAGGGAUCCUGUUACAAAGGUGAAACCCAGGAGGAGAGUGUGGAGUCCAGAGCGCUGCCAGGACCCAGGCACAGGCAUUAGCUCCCGCGGGAGAAAAUGGGGGAAUCCUGAAUAAACAGUGGGUCCCGGCUGUCCUUGGGGUGUUCCAGGGCAGCUCCUCUCCUGGAAUAGAAUCUUUCCAUCCUGCAUGGCCAAGAGCCAGGCUUCCUGCCUGGUCUCCGCGGGAGGCUGUGGCAGCUGUGGCAUCCACUGUGGCAUCUCUGUCCUGCCCACCUUCUUAAGAGGCGAGCUGGAGCAGGCCCGUCUGCCUCUGCCCUUUCUAGCCAAGGUUGGCUGCCCUGGACUGCUCACCCUCUGGUCUCAAUUUAAAAUGAUCCCAUGGCCACAGGGCUCCUGCCCAGGGGCUUGUCACCUUCCCCUCCUUCUUCCUGAGUCACUUCUAGAGCCCUGCUCCCUAACCUGCCCCACAGCCCUGCCUGGAUUUGUAUCCUUGGCUUCGUGCCAGUUCCUCCAAGUCUGUGGCACCUCCCUCCCUCUCAACCACUUGAGCAAACUCCAAGACACCUUCUACCCCGACACAAGCAAUUAUGCCAAGGGCCAUUAGGCUCUCAGCAUGACUAUAGAGACCCCGUGUCAUCACGAGACCUUUUUUCCUGUGGGAAAAUAACCCUCCCACCUGCAACAGCUGCCCCUGCUGGCUGCACCUGUCUUCUCCCUCUGACCCCAGAGGAAGGGGCUGUGGUCAGCUGGGAUCUUCUGCCGCCAUCAGGGACCAACGGGGGCAGGAGGAAAGUCACUGAUGCCCAGAUGUUUGCCUCCUGCACAGCUACAGGGUCCUUAAUUAAAAGUGUACUGUUGGUUUCUGCUCA